UCGAUAUCAAGUCACCAUUAAUUGUCAAUGCAUUGAAAAGACAUUCCUCAAACAUUCCACGGAAGAACGAACGUCACGCGGGUUUGAAGCAACUUGAGAGUGAGUAAACGAUGACAGAAUCUUUAUUUGGAGGUGAACUAUUCCUUUAAGCCUGAACCGCAGCUUUUCCAUAGCAGCAGAGCCGAGUGAGCUGCCAGUCAAAGUGACGUCAGUCUCGUUGGAGUCGCGCUGAGGCGAAGUGCUGGUGCGCGCGAGCUCGGAGACCCCCGUUAACUGGGCGCACACGCAAGUGUCACCAUGAUCAGCCUUAUAUGGGGUGGAUCUUAAAUCAUAACUGCAAGAUGAAGACGUGAACGUACGGCACAUCCUUCUGAGCGCAGCAUCAUAGACUUCCCUCGCGAUCCUGAAGCCUUCACGCUACACAAUACUACACUCCAGCACGGCCAGACUGCCUGCAGCUGCCAGGCGGGUAGGCGGAGGCUGGAAGGGGGAACACAUCUAUUUUCUGCUAAUAAUAAUACGCAACAAAAUGAAGCGGAGAAAGAUGGUGGUAGCGGCGGGCUUCUGCCUCUCGUUCCUCAUGGGCACGCUGAUGAAUUUAUUGUUCAUUCCGGGAUUCGAGCACCACGGCGAGCGCGUGCAUCGCUACCACCACGAGAAACAGCAGCCCGACGCGGACGCUCCUGCCCGACUUCAAGUCGACGACCUGACACCGGUCGAAACGGCCGCCGUCGGCCGACUCCCGGAGCUCCAGCGGCAAAUACGCGAGCGGAUAGACGAGGUUCUGCGGUACCGGCAGAGACGCGCGCACUGGGUCGGCACCGGACCGCUGGAGCGCAGGCGGCUCAUGGACCUGGAGCAGCGCGGCGAUUGGGAAUCAUACAAAGGAAUCGAGAAAAACAAUAAUUACGAUCAGUCUCAACCGACUCCAGCUGUAUCCAUAGCAACAAAAUCACACCGGGAGCUUACGCGCGAGUCCGUGCUCGGCUGCAGCAGCAUCGAUAACGUUACCAACGUCCAGUAUCUGGGCUCGGGAUACACAAAGGCGGUGUACAAGGCGAAUUUGAACAGCAGCUUCUCCGUCGCAUUAAAAUCAGUCGAUUUUGGGGGUCACGAUAUGGAGAAUUGUGUGAAGAAAUACGCGUCGUCUACAGACUGUUACAAACUCGCAUCCUUCAAAAUUGUCAAGGAAAUGACGCUGAUGGAGAGACUGCAGCACCCUAAUGUUCUCAAGCUCUACGGCUACUGCUACCAGGACAGCAAUGACAUAAAGGACACGGUGACGGCCAUCACGGAGCUGGGCAGCCCUCUGGAGAUGAUCCAGCUGCUGCAGACGCCCUGGGAGGAGAGAUUCAGGAUCUGUUUGAGUCUGAUGAGGCUGCUGCAUUAUUUGGCCCACUCCCCGCUCGGGUCCGUCACCCUGCUGGACUUCAGGCCACGGCAGUUCGUGCUGGUCGGGGGAGUGUUGAAAGUGACCGACCUGGACGACGCCAGUGUUGAGGAGACGCCUUGCUCCCCGUCGUCUCCCUCAGACUGUCUCAUGGAGUUCCCUGCCCGCAACUUCACCCUUCCCUGCCACAAGGGCCGCUGUCAGGGUAUCAACGAAAAGAGAAACCUCUACAAUGCUUACAGAUUUUUCUUCACCUACUUGUUACCUCACAGCGCCCCCUCAGCACUGAGACCCCUUCUGGACAAAAUCGUCAACUCUACAGGAGAGCUGAUAUGGGGCACCGACGAGACUCUGGUUCAUCUCGAAAAAGUGCUGGAUAUCUACAGGAACGGACAUUACCUCAAGAAUAACACGGAGAGACACAAAACAGAGUAUAAACGUGUGUCAGAUGCCUCAAUAGCAGCAGAGAACUACCGCUGCUGGCCGUCCUAUCAGCACGACGGAUGCCUGCUGUCAGUCUUCAGCGUCCACGAAGCUGUUGACGUGUGUGAGAGCCACGCCCAAUGCCGGGCCUUCGUCAUGACCAAUCAGAGCACGUGGACAGGUCAUCAGCUUGUGCUCUUCAAAACCGGAGCAUCCAGCUUGACCGCGGCUCCAGGUAAACUUUCAUACGUACGGCUGGGAGCAGCUGAGAGCUGAGAUGAGAGAGACAUCAUCAUCAUCAUCAUCAGUAUCUUCUGAUCGGCUCCCUCUGAAGACGCUCACGUGCUGUCUUUCCCGAGGGCAUGUCGCUUAGGGUUCGGGGAGGAUGCUCUACAGAGAAAGCAGCUUUCAGGAGGUCGGAUUUUCUCUUGGAGACUCGGUCAGGUGGAGGUCAGCUGUCAGCUAUGUGCAAUACUGCCGCUCUGAAGCUGGGAUUGGACUGUGAAUGUGCAUCUGGCAGAGAUGCAGAGAGGCUGUUUGUGCUUGUCCCAGUGUGUGUUUAAUGAGAUCUUCUGUCAGUAUUUCUUUCACUCUUUCUUUCUCUCCAUCUGUCAUUCUUUCUGUCUUUGCCCACACAGAAUCCUCCUUUAUUUGCUCUGAUAUCCAGCACUUUUUCUUCUAUGUGAAUCAGGGUCUGUUUGUUGAGCUUUUAAAAGCAUUUGCUUUGAUUUUUGAAAUCUUUUCAAAUAUUUGCUCAUGUAAAACAAAUUCUUCUGACAAUUGAUGUCCAAAUGUUCACCUGGACCAGCCUAAACAAGUAAUUUAUUGGUUUAACGAAUGAAAACGCCUCUCUUAAAUUAUGAAAUCAUUUUUUUUUUUUUUAUCAAAAUUGAAAACAGAUCAGCAACAAAUCUAGACAUUUCUAUUACAAAAAAAAAGUGUUUUUUUAUUUUCUUGUCAUUAAAGCUUUUCAUGUUCUGUUUUGAAUUUUUUAUGUUAUUUUCAAUGGCAGAAUGUAAUGACCCAUUUGAGAGGUGAAUUGUGGUACUUGAUUAUUAGAUGUUGGUUAGUCAGCCAAUCCCCACUUGGUGUGAUAAAGUUUCCCAAGGAAAUGUCGAUCUAUUACUUGACAGGUGAAGGAGUUCAAGAGGUUUCUGCUUUCAGUGAAAGCACUGAGAUGUACAUGUACAUGUUUUCUUAUGAGUCUUAAGGUUGUGUUGUAUAUGAGAGUGAUAUUUUUAUACAGAAAAAUAAAGUCAUGUGACUUAAAACUGUC
This is a messenger RNA of Megalobrama amblycephala (Wuchang bream), 3089 nucleotides long. RefSeq names its product protein kinase domain containing, cytoplasmic a (gene pkdcca). Gene Ontology annotation, biological process: protein phosphorylation. The coding region runs from base 530 to 2089 and encodes 519 amino acids. The record is from RefSeq and is a predicted model, not a curated record. Lineage: Eukaryota; Metazoa; Chordata; Actinopteri; Cypriniformes; Xenocyprididae. Gene Ontology annotation, molecular function: non-membrane spanning protein tyrosine kinase activity; ATP binding. The transcript has 7 exons.